Heterobilharzia americana is the source of this 1266-nucleotide messenger RNA. NCBI's taxonomy places the organism in Eukaryota, Metazoa, Platyhelminthes, Trematoda, Strigeidida, Schistosomatidae. The record is from the annotation of a GenBank genome assembly.
AUGUAUUAUAGGCGUCGAAUUUCAAUUCAUCCAAAGAAUUUGGACUUUUUAUGGUUAAUUGAUUUUUAUUUUCCUGAAAGAUGCGUAGACUUGAACAAUGAUUACCAGGAAGCGCUCAUACACAUCCCGCUCCCGCGAAAAGACAGAUCCAGAUCCAAUGAACGCUAUACAUCUCAUUCUUUGUUAAGGGAAAGGAAUAGACAGAGGUCACGUUCGAAAAAUCUCGACUAUAGUCCGCGUCGUUCAGUUAGUCCUCCAGAACAACAGUCUAGGUUCUCAAGACUUAGAAAACCCGAAAUACAAUCGAGUGUUAAUCCUAUCACUGACUUUCAAACAGAAGGUAACGUUUCACUCGUCUUACAAAUUCAGGAACGGCUGUGUACAAUAAACGCAGAUCUCAAUAGUCAUCGAACGCACAUUUCCUCUCGAUGUGGACUUGUCGCCGUUAGAAAGUCUCGAACAUUUGACUUUCGAAGUAGUCAAUUAACAAUACCACGUCGUACGAAUGAGGGUCACAAACCUAUUUUUGAUCGUCCCGGAAUGAAAUUUUAUAAUACUGUUGCUGAAGAAGCCAAUAUUUACAAACGCUUAGCUGAUACAAUCUCAUCCUCAAAUUCACGAAAGUCCCAGAAGUUGGAAAGCAAACGAGAAAGUCCUGGUCGAUUUUAUGGCAGUCGAGUUGAUGAACGUUUUUUGGAUUCAAAGCGUACUUAUCCCUUGGAUCCUUCAGAAAUUCCCAAAGGCCAAUCUUAUUAUCUCCAUGACGAUCGAGCAGACGAUGGCUAUGGUCCGAGGCGUCGACGAAACAAUACUCAACCUGAUCGUUUAUAUUCAUCCAGUUAUCGGCGUGAUCGUCGACCUCAACGUCCUUCACGUUCACCAUCUAGAUCACGGUCGUCACGUUUAGAUGUGACAACAAAAAAGUGGCUCCAUGAUAAGUUUGAAGAGAUCGAGGGGGAUAGUUCUUCACAAAAACCAGUCCCGAUGCCUGUUCCUGCUCCAAAACCAAUUUUGUGGUCCACUAUCGGGAAAGAAAUUGUAAAUGGAAAGAAGACUACUUUAAGUGAAGACCAAAAUUACAGCCCAAAUAGUGCAGCCAACCAGUCACCGCUCACUGACAGUGACAACCCAGCGAAGGUACAGUCAGUUGUGAAUAGUACAAAGACGCACGGUGAUUACAAGGGUGCUGCCAAAGAGGAGCAGUAUAAUAAUGAAGUCAUUCAUUUAGAUGUGGAUCAAACGUUUGAUGAGACUAUGGAACAGUGA